GUCUUGCUUUGUGCAAAGUGGAGCAGCAAAGCAGGCGGAAUAUUUAAAAGAGAGAGAGUGGGUGACGACUGAGAAGAAGGAGAAGGGAAGAAGGAAGCAGGCCAAGUUGCGCUACCUCAGUCGUCUCUUUUCCCGAGAUUCCCCGUUCCGAUAUCCAUUUUUUCUUCUUCUUUUCCUUUACUCGCUCUCUUCUCCUCAUUCCAAUCUGCUCUCCGCUAAACUGUCUUCAUUGAUCAGUAGGAAAUCCCUAACGCCGCCGCAUUUCUCUUCUUCCGCUGGAAAUGGUGGCCGCUACGAAGGGCAAAUCCGAUAUCUCCUUCGCCGGAACGUUCGCCAGCAGCGCUUUUGCUGCUUGCUUCGCUGAGAUUUGUACCAUUCCUUUGGAUACUGCUAAAGUUAGGCUUCAGCUCCAAAAGAAAGCUGUUGGAGAUGUGGCAGGCUUACCAAAGUACAGGGGUUUGUUGGGCACUGUCGGUACAAUUGCUAGGGAAGAAGGGCUAGCUGCACUUUGGAAAGGCAUUGUUCCUGGAAUACAUCGCCAGUGCCUGUUUGGUGGUUUAAGAAUUGGGUUGUAUGAGCCUGUUAAGGACUAUUAUGUGGGGAAAGACUUCGUUGGAGAUGUUCCUUUGAGCAAGAAAAUUCUUGCUGGGCUUACAACUGGUGCUUUAGCAAUCACAGUUGCAAAUCCAACUGAUCUUGUGAAGGUUAGGCUUCAAGCUGAAGGGAAAUUACCUGCUGGUGUACCAAGGCGAUAUUCUGGAGCUCUAAAUGCUUAUUCUACUAUCAUGAGACAGGAAGGAAUUGCGGCUCUUUGGACUGGCCUUGGACCCAAUAUCGCACGGAAUGCCAUUAUAAAUGCUGCUGAGCUUGCUAGUUAUGAUCAAGUGAAACAGACAAUCUUGAAGAUCCCUGGAUUCACAGAUAAUGUUCUCACUCAUCUUUUGGCUGGUCUUGGAGCAGGUUUUUUUGCUGUUUGUAUAGGUUCUCCAGUUGAUGUGGUUAAGUCAAGAAUGAUGGGAGAUUCUGCUUACAAAAGCACACUUGACUGUUUCAUCAAAACCUUGAAAAAUGAUGGGCCUUUUGCUUUUUAUAAGGGUUUUAUUCCAAACUUUGGAAGGCUAGGAUCCUGGAACGUGAUCAUGUUUCUAACUUUAGAACAGGCCAAAAAAUUUGUCAGAAGCAUAGAACAUCCUCAGAAUAAAUAAGAUGCUAAGAUCAAAGUUCAAGAAUCUCCAACGAGAUUGCAUAGAAAGUUUCAGAGAGAAUAAUAAAGAUCAUCAUAUCUCACCAUUAUUGUCAUUUUGCUAGUUGAGUCUAGGCGUUAAGCUAGGAAACCUCGAAAUUUAAGAACUCGGUUUCUUUAAAAUAAAUUUCAUUUUUGGUUUUGGGAUUACUUUGGUCCUUCCUUCUCAUUCUGUCAUCCCAUCACCAUAUACUGACUAAUUGAAAUUUUCUACUUUUCAUUUCAUAAAUGUACUUGAAUUUUCUGUGUCAUUUUCAUUCUUUAAGGGGUGAUAAUAUACUUUAGUCUUUUAU
This is a messenger RNA of Rubroshorea leprosula, 1536 nucleotides long. NCBI's taxonomy places the organism in Eukaryota, Viridiplantae, Streptophyta, Magnoliopsida, Malvales, Dipterocarpaceae. The record is from the annotation of a GenBank genome assembly.